This is a messenger RNA of Botrytis cinerea B05.10, 883 nucleotides long. RefSeq lists its product as hypothetical. The transcript is spliced from 2 exons. The record is from RefSeq and is a predicted model, not a curated record. Lineage: Eukaryota; Fungi; Ascomycota; Leotiomycetes; Helotiales; Sclerotiniaceae. Bases 174 to 758 code for a protein of 194 amino acids.
GUUCUAUUUUUCUAAAAUCAUUUUGCAACAAAUAGAGAAAGUGUUGUUUAGUUCUUAGCCAUUGUCAUCACUUCAACCGAAGACUUAUCAAACAUCACACCUUCUUUUCACACUCUCAGAUUCCCGGAUAAAGAACCCAAAUAGGAAGCUUACUCGCGCGUAUAUUAUCCGAAAUGCCACCCUUACGCCAUUCCGUCUCUCAGCUAUUCGCGCCGCAUCCAGCGUUUGCGCUUCGAAGCUCCCAAUCACCCCAACAAUCGCUUCAUACAGCUCCUUCAGCAUCUUCUUCAAAUAACGACGAGAUGAUUCCGUCACUCCAGCCAAAAAGACCCACCGUCCCAAUUCCCACUACAUCCUCAACUCCACCUCCCAACCCACCUGCAACUUCAAUGUCUCCACCUACCUACCAAUCACAAUCUCCCUUCCCUACCGCGUCUCCAUCCUUUUGCGCUCCCUCAUUCCCCACCCCAGCUUCAAUUCCUCCCCGCACCCAAAUUGAAGCUCUGCCACCCCACGCAACACCUUUACAAUCAACAGAUGCAACCUCUCCCUUCCUACACUUAACUUACAGAAAUGGCAAAUUCGUUCUCGAUUCUGCAAAACGGCAUCCAGUGUUCUUCACAGAUAGAUUGAGGAGAGCGCCUACAGGAGUGGAAGCAAAUGAAUAUGCAUAUGAGGAUUGGAAGGCGGGGAGUCCGGUUGCGAGUGGCUAUGUGUACGAAAGUGGUGAAGUUCAAGAAAGAGAGGCAAAGUUGUAAGGGGGCUUCUUGAUUGCGACCAUUGAACAUGAUUGAGGUUUAUUAUAACAGUUUUGUAUUGGAGUCCGGCUGGAAAAGGGAAUGCGAUUUGUGGAUUGUAAAUAUGGGACUCAUCGUUUUCCACA